This is a messenger RNA of Fusarium mangiferae, 4065 nucleotides long. RefSeq lists its product as uncharacterized. The transcript is spliced from 3 exons. The coding region runs from base 1 to 4065 and encodes 1354 amino acids. The record is from RefSeq and is a predicted model, not a curated record. NCBI's taxonomy places the organism in Eukaryota, Fungi, Ascomycota, Sordariomycetes, Hypocreales, Nectriaceae.
AUGCCGCCUCCAUCGGUUUCGGUCGAGUCCAAGAAGCAGAAAGAACGGAAGAGGAGCGGCUCGCCUCGCAACGCGCGCGAUCGCAACGAUACUACCAACGACAACACGGACAAUCUGUUGAUGCCCACCGCGUCACCGUUGGAUCGCAGAAUGCGGAGUUUGUGUAUCAUUACCAACCCCAUCCACCUGCUCUACCAUCGACUACGAACCCCGCAAGAUGUAGUAGCCGAGUCCACUUGUGCGGGUGAGGCGGACACGGACCCAACAGCGGCACCAACGUUGUGGAAUCCACCUGUCUGGAACCAUCACGAGAAUUCACGGGCCGCACGGUCGAGUUUAGAUGAUGCACCCGAAGAUAACUACAAUCCGUUGUUCGAGGACUCCCAAAUGCAACUCGAGCUUAUAUCACAAGGACAAGACAAUACAGGAGAUGGCUACGACGCGGUCAUUGACAGGGGCGAAGCCAAUUCUCCGCAGCUCGAAGCUCGAGACGAAGAGCUGCAGGAUUUAGUUGAUAAGGUUCAGCAGUUGCUCAUCACGACGUCGCCAGACAGCGAGGCAAUAAGGAGGGAUAGUGACGAUGGUCUGGCAGAAAAUACGAUCGAAUCACCAGUAGCUUCCGGCUCAGCGUUUUUGCAGGUCGAUGGGAGAUCCUCGACUCCACAACCUCAAGGCUCUGCUCGGUUAUCACAUAGAUCUGAUGAAGCCCAGGGACGAAGCCAUGCGACAUCAUCUGCAACGCCGUCAUCGCAGUUACGAAAUACAAGCACGUUGGAUAAUUGGGUACGGCGGCCUUGUACUCGCUCCUCAGACAACUCUUCAAAUGGAGUAACUUCACAAGCUUAUGACUGCAACGGAUUUCUUCUACCAUCAGCCACGGGCGUGCAAAGGUUCACGCAGGAACACUCAGGCUUUGUCGAUCGUUCUAGUGCCACAUCGCCAUCCUCCAAUUCAUUACCAAGAGGGUUUGGAGUAGAAUGGAUUCAUCAUGGGCUCUACUCGUGGAACCUCCGUCGUCGGCUGGAACGGGAAGACUACCUUACCACUGAUGACGUUCUCUGCGGUAUGCGGCUGGCCAUUGAGCUGAGCGGCCGCCGGGACGUCACGACGCUCGCACGCGCCAUCCAUCUUGGUGAGCCUCAGAACAACUCUAUCCAGCUGAGCCAGGCCGAGAUCGAAGACAUAAGACGGCAUGAUGCCACAAUACUGUCGAUCUUUCGUCCAGGUAUCGAGGAGGGGGUCGGUCACUGGUCACUCGCCAUCUACCAGCCAGCACGGCCGCAUUUCUUCUUCUGCGAUUCACUUGGAAGUCGUGAUAACUGCUACUAUUCUGCGCUCCGAGACAUCCACGACUCGGUACUUCCGGACUCUGCGCCCGCAUCCAUUUGCGAUGUGCCAAUCACUCGACAAGUAAAUGGCUGGACAUGCGGUGUCAUAGUCGUGGAAUGUGCCCGACGAUUUCUGACCGCACGAGAGCAUUAUUAUAGUGAGGAUUUGAUGAUAGAAGAUCAGCCCGGGCUACUCGACUGGACACAGCAGGAGCCGUAUUUGUCCGAGAUGCAAGACCCAGACUUGCGAGAGGUUGGUGCUAUAUCGUACUGGAUCGAGGUGAUAUCGCAAUAUUUGGGCGCAACAACAAAUCACAGUGCCACCUCCAUCGGCAGCAGGAGGAGUAGUAGUAACGAUGCAGUUACCAUCUCAGAGCCGGCUGACCCUGCGCUGCUCCUGUUCCAAGAGUGGAGCAGACCGGUAGGAUGUACGUCCCGGCAACAUGAAGAGGACCACUCCUCCCAGUUGGCGGAUGCAACUACAAAGCGAGGCGCCUCUCCAAACUGCUCUUCUCUAUUAGAUAUUGCAAAGAGGUUAGAGGGUGUAACUAGGGAGGAUGGCACAAACGGGCCACUACCUUGCGUCCUUGACCCAGCGAAGGAUCUCUUAAGGUCCGGCACGCGGGAGUCCUCAUCACCGGACGCUGGCCUAACACGCUAUGGCGGACCCUGCAAAGCCGCCAUGGAAGGCUUGGUAGAGGGUGAACAAGAUCCGCCCUAUCUCUGCAUGCAUUCUAACCAUAGCGCUCGACGUCUGGAAGAUGACAGGAUAUCGUCGUCCUACGACAUCGAUAGUCUUUGCAGCUUCCCCACGUCCCUUGGCGUGGCCCGGCUGGGGAUUCAGUGGUACACUCAGUCGCAUGUCACGCUCAACCUAGUCGAUAAUGUCCAUCUGAGCAUGGAAAUCCCAGGUACGCGUGAGCAAGAUGGCACAGUGACAACCCAGCCUCUCCAUACCAUCCCCAACUACUGCCUUGGACGUGUCAUUGGCCUUGCGGAUACGUUCAUCUGGGCCUUCUUCCCUGCCCUUUUCUCCGGCAAGCUCUCCGAUCCUUACAGCCAGACCUGUAUUCCCAAAAAGAACUUCGUGCACUGGUACGAGGAGGUGAUGCUGCCCGCCAUACAAGCUGUUGUCGAUGACAAUAACAUACUCCAGUAUAUCCCAAAGACACAUGCCAUCGCGUCUUCGGACUGCAGUGCGCCUCGGGAAGCGUUAGCAGCUCUGGCGGUGGCGGAGGAAGAGGAGGCCGAUAUGGAAGAAGAACUGGAUGGGUUUACCGGAGCGAAAAGACGAGACGGUCCGGCCGCACAGCCGGGGUCACGACGCAAGCACUUCUACGUCACGCUUCAGUCCCGCUACCUCGCAGCUUUAUGGGAGGAGAUACAUUCCAGGGCUGCUCUCUGGCCUGAAUAUGCAGGGUUGCGACUCUACAUGGCUGCUAAAAACACCAAACUGACAUGGAUGCGGCCCACGUUCGAGUCGGCACUCGCGGAGUGGCAGCACCACUGGAAUUCUGCGGUUGACGAGGCGUACAUUGAUCCGGAUGUCACUUACAUUGACAUCGGCCGCCAGAUGACGCCGGCCGAUACAGGACCACAUGGACGCGUGCUUAUCUGGCGCCGUUGCUGCAUGGAUAGGCUCUGGCGUCGCCGGCUACAGUGGAGCCGGAUCCAAAAUCGGCUGUAUCAUCGUGAGGAAGACGCUUGCAAGGACGAAUCGGGCAAACGUCAGGCUCCGCCAAUCCGCAGGACGACCUAUCCGUUUGUCACUCUUCGCGAUGCGAGAGACAUGACCAUCACUCCUAGUUCAUCAAGCUGGGAGCUUCGAAACGGUCUCGUGUAUAGCCAGUUCUACAACCUCAUCAAAGUUCCCUUCGAUGCAGCUAAGCAGUACCCGUUCCAGAACCGCCACACCGAGAGCAUGGCGCUAGACCCAUCGUAUCUCAGAGAUCAACGUAACUCCACACGAGGGGCACGUGCCCACCAGUCCCGAGUACAAUGUGCCUACCGUCUGAGCAAGCUCCGUAUUCAUCGCAACGUUCCUGCUGUCGACCAGGAUGACGAUGAUGAGAUACAUCAUGAAGAAUCAACACAUCACCCAUUCACAUAUGGUAUACGUGCAGAAGACAGGGUAUCAUUGGCCCUUCUACGGCGUAUCACUGGUCUGUUCUCAUCUAGCCCCCCGCAGGAUGGGUCAGGCGAUGAUGAAGAAGAUGAAGAGAGGGACCAUCCAUUCUUCUCCGUUUCUUCUCAAACGAUGGCCCGUUUCCUCCGUGCUAGCGUCAAUCGAUAUUGUUUCCUAUUUGAAUAUGUAAAAUCGCAGACCGGCUUGAAAUAUUCACUUCCCGAGACUGUUGUUAUGGCAGCAGCGCUUCGUGGACUUCGGUUCAGCUACGAUUGUUCCCUCAUCGCGAAAGAAUCGGUACUCUGGGGAGAUAGAUGGACGUCGACGCAGCGCGUGAGAGUUGAGGGUGGGGAAGCGCGGAUCGUCAAGGUAGAGCGAGAAGGGCUAGGUCUGAACAAGACGUCUACGUCGCACGGUUUUGGCUGGUGGCUACCAGGGAAGUUUGACUGGAGUACCUGGCGGUUCGCCUCCGACGUUGGCGAUCGACUCGCCGUAGGCAACGACCUCCUACGCCAGGAUUACAAGCGUCAAUGGAGAGUCCUCAAGGAUAUUCGAGACGUUCACGUUCGCAUUAUGCGACGCGUAGUCUUUGUCCUUGGAUGUCAGCAAUGA